Molecule: messenger RNA, 831 nt
Organism: Ichthyophthirius multifiliis
Lineage: Eukaryota; Ciliophora; Oligohymenophorea; Hymenostomatida
Product: protein phosphatase 2 catalytic alpha isoform, putative
Exons: 7
Biological process (GO): mitotic cell cycle; peptidyl-serine dephosphorylation
Cellular component (GO): cytosol
Molecular function (GO): protein serine/threonine phosphatase activity
Source: RefSeq, a predicted model, not a curated record
AUGAAAGAAAUAUUAAUAUUAGAAUAAAACUUAUAAUCAGUAUAAGCGCCUGUAAUGGUUUGUGGUGAUAUACAUGGUUAAUUUUAUGACUUAUUAGAAUUAUUUAAAAUAGGAGGUUUAGCGCCUGAAACUAAUUAUUUGUUUUUAGGAGAUUAUGUUGAUAGAGGAUAUCAUAGUAUAGAGUGUAUUACAUUAUUGUUUUUAUUAAAAUUAAGAUAUACAAAUAAAAUAACUAUUUUAAGAGGUAAUCAUGAAAGCAAAUAAAUAACUUAAAAUUAUGGUUUUUAUGAUGAAUGCGUAAGAAAAUUUGGGAAUUAUAAUGUUUGGAAUUAUUUUACGGAAUCUUUUCAUUUUUUACCAAUUACAGCUUUAAUUGAAGGACAAAUUUUUUGCUUACAUGGAGGACUUUCACCUACUGUAGAUAAUUUAGAUCAAAUAAGAUAAAUUGACAGAAUAUAAGACAUUCCAUCAGAAGGGUCUAUGUGUGAUUUACUUUGGUCAGAUCCGGAUGAUAGAGCAGGAUGGGGUAUUUCGUCUAGGGGAGCAGGAUUUACAUUUGGAUAAGAUAUGUCAGAAUAGUUUAAUUAUGUAAAUAAUACUAAAUUAAUUGCUAGAGCUCAUUAAUUAGUUUUGGAUGGAUAUUAAUAAACACAUGAAAAAAAUGUUGUAACUGUUUUUUCAGCUCCUAAUUAUUGUUAUAGAUGUGGAAACUAAGCUGCCUAUAUGGAAAUUGAUGAAUAUAUGAGAAUUACAUAUAUUUAAUUUGAUGCAUCUUAAGAAAAUGAAGAUACUGUUGUUUUAAAUAGAAAAAUUCCUGAUUAUUUUCUUUGA